Molecule: messenger RNA, 1335 nt
Organism: Corvus hawaiiensis (hawaiian crow)
Lineage: Eukaryota; Metazoa; Chordata; Aves; Passeriformes; Corvidae
Gene: CCNO
Product: cyclin O
Exons: 3
Coding region: 1-1044 (347 amino acids)
Biological process (GO): mitotic cell cycle phase transition; regulation of cyclin-dependent protein serine/threonine kinase activity
Cellular component (GO): nucleus; cytoplasm; cyclin-dependent protein kinase holoenzyme complex
Molecular function (GO): cyclin-dependent protein serine/threonine kinase regulator activity
Source: RefSeq, a predicted model, not a curated record
AUGCCCAGGCGACCUCCCCGGGACGGGCGGGGAGGCGUGCCCGGGAGGCGGGCAGUGACAGCUCGGCGGCGACCACGCCGCUCAAAUAGCCGCCGCCGCAACCGGAGCGGAGCAGGCGCGGCCGCCCACUCCAUGGUGACGGCGGCGACCGGGCGGCGCGGCGGCACCCCGGAACGUCAGGGGCCCGGCGGCUCCCCCGGGAGCUGCCCGCGGCGCCCGGCACGGCGGCGGCGCCUGGGGACGGCGGCGGCGGCGAGGGAGAGCGCUCAGGAGCUGCAGGCUUUCCGCGACUACGGGGAGAGCUGGUACCGGUCCCGUAAGGGGCUGGAGAGCCGCUUCCAGCCGCGGGAGCCGCUCGCCCGGCAGCCGCAGGUGACGGCGGAGGCGCGCUGCAAGCUGGUCAGCUGGCUCAUCCCUGUUCACCGGCACUUCGGGCUCUCCUUCGAGUCACUCUGCCUGGCCGUCAACAUCCUCGACCGCUUUCUCGCCACCACUCCUGUGGCAGCCGACUGCUUCCAGCUCCUGGGGGUGACGGCACUGCUCAUCGCCUCCAAGCAGGUGGAGGUGCACCCCCCUAGCGUGAAGGAGCUUCUCGCCCUCUGCUGCGACGCCUUCACCCGCCAGCAGCUCCGUAACCUGGAGUGCAUCGUCCUGCAUCGCCUUCACUUCGACCUGGCGGCGCCCACCGUCAGCUUCUUCCUGGAACACUUCAGCCAGGUGCGGCUGGAAGCUCGGGGGACCGACGCGGGGGAGGCGGCGGCCGCCCGGAGCCUGGCGGCGGGCGUCGCAGAGCUCAGCCUGGCUGACUAUGCCUUCACCAAAUACGCGCCCUCCCUGCUGGCAGCCAGCAGCCUGGGGCUGGCGGACCGCCUCCUGCGCCACCUCAGCCCCCUGGACCUCCGAGUCAGCGGCUAUCCGGAGGAGCUCCUGCGGGACUGCAUGGACCAGCUGCAGCUCCUGGUGUCUCUGAACGGGCGGUCCCUGUCUCUCCUCCUGCCCCCGGAGGUGGCCCAGAAGUGCCCCUGGCUUGGGGAUGACGGCUGACAGCGGGUGGUGGUGGCGGCGGCUCUGUCUCGGCGUCUGUGCUCCACAGAGUCGGUGUAGUGUGAUCCACUAAGCCUUAGUGUCACUGGAGCUUAAAAAUUAGAUGGCGUUUUGCAAAAGAUUUUAUGUGACAUGUCACCUGCACUGUCCCUUUGCUAUUUUUUUUUAAAAAUCCAGCAUGUAAAUAAUACACUGAAUCUCACGUACUGUGUUAUUUAUUUGGAGGGUGGUCCAUAAAGAUAACGGUGUAAGGACCAACUGAAUGUUGAAUAAACGCUUUUCUGCUUGUUA